Molecule: messenger RNA, 1212 nt
Organism: Stegostoma tigrinum
Lineage: Eukaryota; Metazoa; Chordata; Chondrichthyes; Orectolobiformes; Stegostomatidae
Product: aldo-keto reductase family 1 member D1-like
Exons: 9
Coding region: 68-1048 (326 amino acids)
Biological process (GO): bile acid biosynthetic process
Cellular component (GO): cytosol
Molecular function (GO): Delta4-3-oxosteroid 5beta-reductase activity; aldose reductase (NADPH) activity
Source: RefSeq, a predicted model, not a curated record
UCCUUUUCUGUAUCGUAUGCUUGCUAACAAAACAUAGUUGGUUAUUUGGUCGGAACCAGGAACAGAAAUGGACCUAACAACACAAAAUCAUCGAAUCCCUUUAAAUGAUGGAAACAGCAUUCCGAUCAUUGGGCUGGGAACAUACUCUACACCCAGAAUAACUGCCAAAGAUGCGUGUUAUGAUGCGAUAAAAAUAGCGAUUGAUGUUGGAUACCGACACAUCGAUGGAGCCUUGGUUUACGGUAACGAAGAUGAAAUCGGAAGGGCCAUUCAGGAAAAGAUCGCUGAUGGUACCGUGACACGAGAGGACCUCUAUUACUGUGGCAAGCUGUGGAACACCUUUCACCCACCGGAACUGGUACAACCCAGCCUGGAGAAAUCCCUCAAAUUGUUAAAGUUUGAUUACAUCGACCUGUACAUCAUUGAGCUUCCUCUGGCCUUUAAGCCGGGAGAUGUGUUUUAUCCCCGUGAUGAAAGUGGGAAGCAUUUGUACCAUCCAACUGAUCUGUGUGCUACCUGGGAGGCCCUGGAAGCACUGAAAGAUGCUGGUUUGGUCAAAUCAAUUGGGGUGUCCAAUUUUAAUCGCAGGCAGUUGGAGCUGAUCCUGAACAAACCCGGUCUGAAGUACAAGCCAGCAGUAAACCAGAUCGAAUGUCACCCAUAUUUUACCCAGCCCAAGUUCAAGGAGUUUUGUGACUCCCAUGGCAUUGUCAUCGUGGGCUACAGCCCUCUAGGAACCUGUCGGGAUUCACUCUGGGUGAACAUUAAGAUUCCCUCUCUGCUGGAUGAUCCUGUGUUAAACUCUGUGGCAGCAAAAUACAAGAAAACCAGCGCCCAAGUAGCCCUGCGUUUCCAGCUUCAGCGAAACAUUGUCAUCAUUCCAAAAAGUUUUAACCCAGAGCGUAUCAAACAAAACUUUGAGAUUUUUGACUUUUCUUUGACAAGUGAAGAAAUGAAAAUGAUUAGUGCUCUCAACAGGAAUGAACGAUAUGUGGAACUUUUGAUGUGGAAGGAUCACCCAGAAUACCCAUUCAACGAUGAAUACUGAGCUCCAAAGUUUGUUGUCAGAGGUGGCUAGGAGCAAGAGUAGGAGAAACGCCAGAUUCCUGGAUGAAAAGAGAUAAAACCAAAUUGGAGCCAAAGUUCAAAACAAAGUAAAAGCCAAAGUACAACAGAGAAAAGUAGUUGAAAAUAAAAACAAGCCUGAAUGAA